Messenger RNA from Branchiostoma floridae (Florida lancelet), 2459 nucleotides. Its product is annotated as histone acetyltransferase HAC12-like. Gene Ontology annotation, cellular component: transcription regulator complex; histone acetyltransferase complex. Gene Ontology annotation, biological process: positive regulation of transcription by RNA polymerase II. The record is from RefSeq and is a predicted model, not a curated record. Lineage: Eukaryota; Metazoa; Chordata; Leptocardii; Amphioxiformes; Branchiostomatidae. Bases 234 to 1313 code for a protein of 359 amino acids. Gene Ontology annotation, molecular function: chromatin DNA binding; transcription coactivator activity; metal ion binding. The transcript has 8 exons.
AAGCAGGUAGAGGUAUGAGAGAUGCCGCAGUGAGGGCUCUACCGUACCAGUUGCCUCCGAGCUCUUGAAGUAGUUGCACUGCGUACAUGCGUGCACGUUCGCAGCACACGCACAGGUUUUUUGCGUGUACCACCACCAAUCAACACACAGCGUAGUUACCAGCCUUCCAUUGUCACCUGUGCAUAAGAAUCAUACGCUAUAACUUUUACCAACCAAGAGACAAAGAGGAUAACAUGGCGGCUGCACAGCUGUCAGAAAUCCGGGAGGACCUGACGUGUCCCAUAUGUUCCCACGUGCUGAGGGAACCUAAAGCUCUACCCUGUCUUCAUACCUACUGCUGCAUGUGUCUACUACAGCUGGAAGCUAACUCCGGACAGAAGGGGCAGUUUCCAUGUCCGGAGUGCAGACAAACAGCCAUCCUUCCAGAGCGAGGAGUCCGGGGUCUUCCUACAAACUUCAUGGUGGCGAAUGUUGUGAAAACACUCCGUCAGACCGGGCAGCGAAGUAGGCAAUCAGAGAAAGACCGCGUCUGCGCCAAGCAUCGAAACCUUACGCGUGUGCUGAAGCAAGCGGGACCACCUAACGUCCGAAAUACCAACAAGAACAUUACUGCAUUAUCACGCCAUCCACAGGUCCGUCAAGAAGCACCACUUCAAACCCUGGCCUUGCCCGGUAUAAGCAGAAGACAUCGAACAAUUCAGCAGCGGCUGGUUCUACUUCUUCAUGCGCAGAGGUGUCAGACGAGCGAUCAACUCAGUAAGGUAAACGGAGAGGUCCCUGUGUGCCAACUGGCGACGUGCCGAGCCAUGAGAGACACCCUGGAUCACAUCGCCACCUGUCGGGCUGGCUUAAACUGCAUCGUUCCCCACUGCACUUCAUCCCAACAAAUCCUGUCCCACUGGCACGGCUGCAGGAGUCUGUACUGUCCGGUCUGCCUUCCACUCAAAACGGUCACCAGACGGGAAGAGGUGGAUGCCGGGAUAGACUCCGUGCGACACAACCUGCUCCAGCGCCAGUUGACCAUGCUGAUUCAUGCACAGACAUGUCAGGAUCGAGAACAGAGCGGGGAAGUACUAACGUGCCCCCUACGCAGCUGUAGAACCAUACGGAACGUACUAACACACAUGGACACAUGUAAGGAAGGGACCAACUGCCAAGUGACGUACUGUGCUUCCUCCAAACAAAUUCUCUCCCACUGGAAAAGUUGCAGAAGACAUCGAUGCCCUGUUUGUCAACCACUUCGAGUCAAAACGAAGGUCGAAGAUUUCCAUGUUUCUUCUGCACGGGAUGAUGCGGUUGGGUCAAGGCCCUGAAGAAAGAGAGAUUAGAUAUUAAAAAAAAUAUUUAUCUAUUUAUUGAACACAUCACGAGAUAAUUCCAGAAGCUAGAGUCACAGUAUUGUGCUGAUAACUGCCAGAUGUAAACCGUAGCGAGCAAACACUAUUCAGUAUUCUUCAAAUAUAAUAAAGUUAUUAAAGAUGCGUUUUUUUAUUAGUCGUAAGGGCUGCACCUCAAUGAUGACAGGUCUGUUGACCAAAUGCUACUUAUUCGUUUUUCGAGAGUUGGAAACACACCAGAAAACUGAUUGCAAUAGUCAUGCUUUUAUACUUGAAUCAUAAUAGAGCCCCUGAUAUGUUGGCUCAUUGUCGAAGGAGACUUAGUUUCUUUAUACUGAGGCUUUUAUUCACUUGACUUAACUUAAUCCUCUUCAUCCCGUGUGGGACAUAAGGCUGUGAUAAGUUUCCUCCACUACACUGGGGUCUGUUCUGUGCUAGGGGCUGAGCAGCAUCCCAGGGGAUCCCAAUGGCCGCUAGAUCUUUAGCCACAGUGCGUCUCCAUGUGGUUUUAGGACGUCCCCGUUUUCUCUUUCCCUCAGGGGCCCAAUGUAGAGCAACUUUGGUGAUACGGUCAUCCGACAUCCGCAGAACAUGGCCCAACCAUUUCAGUCUUCUGAUGGCAAUUUCUGAGGGCUUUUAUUCAGCUUGUGACUUAUUUUUCUCAUCUGAAACACAAUAACCGGCCUCCCCUGUGGUAUGCAGAUAUUCUACCCAAGACUCUGCAGGAUUCUUCGUGUAGGCAUAUCCAAAAGUUUGUCAUUCGUUAACACCAAAUGUAAACACCCCCACCCCUACCCAAGUCUUUGGUAACCUCAAAAUCAACCGAUUGAGUCUCAAACACAUGUUAAGUUAUAAAGAAUUGGCCAUACGGUCAUUUAUCUAUGUAUUGCUAUCAUACGAUUGACAAGCAAAGAUCUGAGAGGUGUUCGCAACAAGAUUAUAGUACAUCAUUUACAAGGCCGACAUCACACAGUAAAAAUACAUUAGCUAUAAUACUUUAACCUUAUAGCCGACAUAACAGCAAUUACAAAAUAAUAGAACGAGAAAUAAUGACAAUGUUUAUGAACUGUAAACUAUGUAUGUUUUUAUUCAUGUUAAAUGAACUAUCCACUUUAACAGCAA